Rhipicephalus sanguineus (brown dog tick) is the source of this 1377-nucleotide messenger RNA. RefSeq lists its product as uncharacterized. The transcript has 2 exons. The coding region runs from base 1 to 1377 and encodes 458 amino acids. Lineage: Eukaryota; Metazoa; Arthropoda; Arachnida; Ixodida; Ixodidae. The record is from RefSeq and is a predicted model, not a curated record.
AUGAGUGGCUGGGCCGAAAGCAGCGGGCACCUCACGGAACUCCAAAAUGGCUUCCGCCCAAACCGACGCCUGGAGGACAAUCUUUUCGUGGUUACCCAAUGCAUUGAGGUGGCACGUAAACAAUCCCGCGGUCUGCUCACAUGCUUCCUAGAUGUUGCGAAGGCAUACGACAGCGUUCCACAUGACCUAAUGCUGCGGCGCAUGACCGAGCUGGGCAUGCCACAAGAAUGGACACGUCGCCUCUAUGCCGAUAGCUCGGUGGUAGCACGCUUGGCAGAUACGUCCUCUGAGCCAGUAAAGGUCAGCAGAGGACUCAGGCAGGGGUGCCCACUCUCGCCCCUGCUAUACAUGCUGUAUGCAUCAGGCUUAGAAAGUGCCCUCAUCCAAUCAAACACUGGGUUCAAGAUGAAAUUCCUGUCAGAAGGACAGCCCGAAGUAUGGACACUACCGGGGCUGGUGUUUGCAGAUGAUAUUGUUCUCCUUGCGGAAGACCGACAUCAGCUCCAGCAGUUGGUGACAAUAUCAGCUCACCAUUUGGCAGGCUUAGGCCUUCGGUUCAACCCUCAGAAGUCUUCUGUUGUCCAAUUUGCCGGAGAAGUGGAUACAAACCUCCCGUUGGAACUUCCGAAUGGAGACAAACUGCCAUUCUCAACAGAAUACCGGUAUCUGGGUGUGACCAUCGACAUGGGGGAAGGCCAGUUCUUGAGGCACGAGGAUCGGUUGCGACAGACCUCCCAGCGCGCGAGCUGCAUUCUGCGCCGGAGAAGCCUCUGGGGUUGCAACCGAUAUGUAUUGGUGCGAGAGCUGUGGAAGUCGGUCCAUGUCCCAUGCCUGACCUUUGCGAAUGCCAUUAUAUGCCUGACAAGCAGGACCCGUGAGUGGCUGGAGCGAGGCCAAAGGGAGGUGGGCCGUUUGGCACUAGGCUGCCAUGGAAGGGUCGCAGUGGAGGCCAUUCAGGGGGACGUAGGCUGGUCAACGUUCGAGGCAAGGGAAGCCACAAGCAAGAUCGCCUAUGAAGGACGCCUACGCUUCAUGAAUGAUCACCGGUGGGCCCGUCGCAUGUUCCGCUACCUGCACUUCGUGGGGCUCAGAACGCAGUGGUUAAAUAGAGUCUACUUUCUCCGACGCAAGUACGGAAUGUUGGACUGCUCAACACUCGAGAACACGGAGCGCAAGUUUACCGCGGCAGUUCGGAAACGGAUACGCGAAGAGGAGAGCGCACAAUGGCAAAUGUCGCUGCAGCAAAAGAGUACACUCCAGCUGUACCGAACAUACAAAGAGGUCAUUGCCCCGGAAUCUUUGUACGAUAACAGUGGUGGAAAACUGUCGCCGGCACGCGCGCGCCGCUCGCGCAAAGAGGAGGAAGCCAUUUUCUAA